ACAUAAACAACGCUGAACUUUGCUUUGACUUGAUUUUGCUUCACUUGACAGAUAUGGACACAAAGGCUAGGCAAUUAGCAUUGGUAUUGGUCGAAUUACUAGCAAAAAAACCUGCUUCUUCACGCCUUCUAGUUGGCAUCUAUGGUAUACCUGCCUCUGGUAAAUCAACUUUUGCGGAUCUUUUGUACAAAUACACCGAUAAUCUACUUCAAAAUGAUCCUCAAAACUCCGUCAGAGCCAUUCUCGUUUCACUCGAUGGGUGGCACCUUAGUCGUGCCCAAUUGAACCAGUUUCCUGACCCCAAGCUUGCCCGAGACAGACGAGGCAGCCACUGGACCUUUGAUGGUCCAAGUUACCUACAAUUUGUGCAAAACUUACGCGAAGAAGUCCUGCCAGAGACAACGCGAAUCAUAACAGCGCCUUCUUUUGACCAUGCAAUCAAAGAUCCUACGCCCCAUGCCGUGCAAAUUCAUCCCCAACAUCGUAUCGUCAUCAUAGAAGGUCUCUACACUGCUCUGGAUGUCGAUUCUUGGAGAGAAGCUGCGCUUUUACUCGAUGAGCGUUGGUAUCUCGAACUAGAUUUCGAGGAAGCACAGAAACGGCUAAUUAAAAGACAUCUGGUUAGUGGUGUAGCCAAGGAUCCUGCAGAAGCAGUCUGGCGAGCAGAAGCAAACGACAUGCCUAAUGGUAGAUUUCUGUUAGCGAACACGGUGGAAGCAACGAGGGUUAUAAUGAGUGUGGAGGAUCCUGUCCUCGCCCUACCUGCAUAAACUCUUGUCUCACGAAAUCAAAGUCUAUGUCUAGUCCCUGUCUAUAUAUCUGUACAAAUUCAUGUCGUCGAACCUUUCAAGAUUUCCUGGCAUCAGUGAUACCAGAUCAGUGUACGUCGAGCUCUAUUGAGCUAUCCAUUGGAAAUGAC
Molecule: messenger RNA, 919 nt
Organism: Lentinula edodes (shiitake mushroom)
Lineage: Eukaryota; Fungi; Basidiomycota; Agaricomycetes; Agaricales; Omphalotaceae
Product: P-loop containing nucleoside triphosphate hydrolase protein
Exons: 3
Coding region: 54-770 (238 amino acids)
Cellular component (GO): cytoplasm
Source: RefSeq, a predicted model, not a curated record